Molecule: messenger RNA, 1344 nt
Organism: Telopea speciosissima
Lineage: Eukaryota; Viridiplantae; Streptophyta; Magnoliopsida; Proteales; Proteaceae
Product: pirin-like protein
Exons: 7
Coding region: 91-1044 (317 amino acids)
Source: RefSeq, a predicted model, not a curated record
UUAGAAGCAAUUUACUAGUUUAGUGAGAGAAAGAGAGAGCGACCCACAUAUAGAGAAUUCACAAACACGUACCUCAGUACCUGCACAUACAUGAGAGUUAUUGGUUCCUGUUCACCUCCUCCCCAAUCAAAGCCAAUAUCAUUCCCUUCUUUUAUCAGGAACAUGUCUGCAGCAGUGGGAGAUACUGUGAGCCGACCCAGAUCAGUUGUGAAGAAGGUUUUAGCAAAGCCUCAACAUGAUGGAGAUGGAGCUCUUGUUAGAAGAAGCAUUGGAAGGAUGGAAUUGAGGUCUUUGGACCCUUUCCUCAUGUUGGAUGAGUUCUUUGUUACUGCUCCUGCUGGAUUCCCAGACCAUCCUCAUAGAGGUUUUGAGACAGUUACAUACAUGUUGGAGGGAGCUUUCAAUCAUCAAGAUUUUGCUGGACACAAAGGCACAAUAAGAACUGGUGACUUACAGUGGAUGACUGCCGGUCGUGGGAUAAUUCACUCAGAAAUGCCUGCAGGACCAGGAACUCAAAGGGGCUUGCAGCUUUGGAUCAAUUUAUCAUCCAAUGACAAAAUGAUUGAACCCAACUACCAAGAGUUGAGAAAGGAGGACAUUAAGACAGCAGAAGAAGGUGGGGUUGAAGUCAGAGUUAUUGCAGGGGAAGCAAUGGGUGUCCGUUCUCCAGUAUAUACCCGAACACCGGCAAUGUACCUUGAUUUCACACUGAAACCAGGAGCUGAAUGGCGUCAAAGUAUCCCAGAGUCUUGGAAUUCUUUUGUGUAUGUCAUUGAAGGGGAAGGUGUAUUUGGGUCCUCAAAUACAUCACCAGCAUCACCUCACCAUGUCCUGAUCUUGGGUUCAGGGGAUGGGCUGUGUGUGUGGAACAAUUCUUCCAAUGCACUCAGAUUUGUGCUGAUCGGCGGGCAGCCUCUUAACGAACCCGUCGUUCAGUAUGGUCCCUUUGUGAUGAAUACACAAGAUGAGAUCGAUCAGACCAUCGAUGAUUAUCACUUUUGCCGGAAUGGUUUUGAAAAGGCUAAGUAUUGGCAAUCUCAAUAAGUCUAGCUUGAAAAACUGAAGCAUGUCAAAUGGCUUUGAACUUAAAGCCAGAGGAUAUCCGUUAUCCAUAUCCACCCAGAAAAGCUAAACAGUAAUAGUGUAUCUUUAUCUGUAUCAACUGCUAUUCCCAUAUGAUAAGACAGUAAGAAAGAACUCAAAAAGUUCAUGGGAAAGAAAAUGAUUCUAGAAGCCUUAUGAUGCAGAUUUAAAAUUUAGGAGUACUACUAAAGUCAUGAUGAGUCAGUUCACUUUAGCUAGAUUUUCCUCAUUUUUGUUCUUAAGUUAAAUGAAUAUUUUUGU